Malania oleifera is the source of this 798-nucleotide messenger RNA. RefSeq lists its product as uncharacterized. The transcript is spliced from 3 exons. The coding region runs from base 1 to 798 and encodes 265 amino acids. NCBI's taxonomy places the organism in Eukaryota, Viridiplantae, Streptophyta, Magnoliopsida, Santalales, Ximeniaceae. The record is from RefSeq and is a predicted model, not a curated record.
AUGUAUGAUUCUGAAUACUGGUUAUUGGAAGAUGAUUUUGAGAUGAUGGAUCUUAGAGGUAAGAAUGUGGCUGCUGAGGGAGAGUAUGAUUUGGAGGCUUCUAGUAAGGAGGAUUUUGAUACCUCUAUGAUGCUGCAGGGUCAGGACUGCAGCAUCAAGGAUUUUAUGAGACUGAACCCUUCGAAUUUUGUGGGAGGACCGGAUCUAGUGGUUGCAGAGAACUGGGUACAGGAGAUUGAGGAGAUCAUGACUGUACUCGGCUGCAGGGACAAGCAAAAAUUCCUAUAUGCCACAUUCAAGAUGACAGGGGAUGCGAGACAAUGGUGGCUUUCUGUGAAGCUUCUAAAGGAAUGGAGGUUAGUAAAGAUAGCUCUGACAUGGGAUCGAUUCAAGGAGUUAUUCUUUGAUAGGUACUUCCCCUUGUCCACUAGAGAGAAAAAGAUUCAGGAAUUCACUAACCUGACACAGGGGAGUAUGACUGUCGGGGAAUAUGUGGCUAAAUUGGUUGAACUAUCGCGUUUUGCUCUGUUCUUGAUCCCAAACGAGGCGAAAAGGGCUAGAAAGUUUGAAAAGGGUUUGAGACGAAGGGUUUAUAAGUUUGUAGUAGGGUUCAAGGUCCAAAACCUCUCUCACUUGGUGGAUAAGGCUUCGGUGCUGGAGAAGAGCAUUCAGGGCGGUACAGAGCUGACAGAGCAGAUGAAGAGACCUGCACCUUCCAGCUUUCAAAUUGAGGGUAGUAAGAGAUUGUGGAAGAGAGGGAAGGAUACUGUGGGCCCAAGGCAGGAUAUAGGAGAUUAG